AUGGAGCACUUUCAGCGCAUCCACGACGACCAGUCUAUUCCUGCUGGACUACAUGUACGCAUGAAUCUGGCGACUGGUCUCAAAGAAGCUCGUCUCAACAUUCCUGAACCGCCGGGAACACCACACGCAGACCUUGUGAUCAUAGACGAUCUGCCGCCGCGCCCAAGUAUUGAGGAAGAUGGACCCGUAGCGGAAGCACCAGAGCUGCAAGACCAGUCACAUCCAGACACAGAGUUUGAACGUGGAUCGUAUUAUCCAGCCUCCUUCGAUGCAGAAGAGUCCUCACUCUUCUUUUCUUCGAUCGCCGCAAUCCACUCCACUACAGCGCUAUCAACCACAGAUCUCCCCACCCUUUCUGCCCUCCAAGAUCUCGCCCAUUCCAUCCAUUGGGGUGUUGCAUUGGCACGGGAUACCGGCGCUUGUCAAAAGUUCUUCUCUGCGAUUGAUCCCGGAUCCACUGCGUCAGCUGAAGUCCGUUCGGCAGCUGCUUUGCUCUUGGGCACUGCCAUACACAGUAACCCUGACGCACUGGACGCAUUUCUGAGCCACCCAUAUUCGUCCGAUGUCGGCAUGACCCCUGUAGUUAAAGUGCUAGCCGCACUGAGGGACCCAGUGCAAAAUGAUGUAACGCUCAAAACGCGGACCGUAUCCUUGCUCUCGCAGCUUUGCCAAAACACCGAGCAACUUCGCAUUUUUGUCCAGUCCGAGGGUCUGACUACAUUGUUUGACCUAUUCGAACCGGAGAAAAUGACUUUGGAUGAGGGGAAAGACAGGAUCCGCGCCAAAGCUGCAAACUUGAUACAUGACCGUAUACUCUCCAGCCUUGGUAGCGCAAAUGGUUUUGUGUCCCAGUCUGGCUCUGAAAUCAGCGGAUUGAAAGACCAUCACGCACUUGUAAAGGGCCUGGAGCCCUGGUGCAAUGCUUUUACAAAAGCUUUGAGAAAGUACAAAUUUGUGGCCAUGAGUGGAGAAAAUGUAUCGCCAGCGGCGGAUGCAGCAUACGAGAGUAUAAAGGAAGCAAAUCAGAAACUGAGAGAAGGAAACGUACAGAGUAGGAUUUGUGAAAAUGAAUCUGAACUGUGA
Letharia lupina is the source of this 1083-nucleotide messenger RNA. RefSeq lists its product as uncharacterized. The record is from RefSeq and is a predicted model, not a curated record. The transcript has a single exon. Gene Ontology annotation, cellular component: endoplasmic reticulum. NCBI's taxonomy places the organism in Eukaryota, Fungi, Ascomycota, Lecanoromycetes, Lecanorales, Parmeliaceae. Gene Ontology annotation, molecular function: adenyl-nucleotide exchange factor activity. The coding region runs from base 1 to 1083 and encodes 360 amino acids.